Suricata suricatta (meerkat) is the source of this 543-nucleotide messenger RNA. RefSeq names its product olfactory receptor 52E2-like. Gene Ontology annotation, molecular function: olfactory receptor activity. The annotation marks the transcript as partial. Gene Ontology annotation, cellular component: membrane. The record is from RefSeq and is a predicted model, not a curated record. Lineage: Eukaryota; Metazoa; Chordata; Mammalia; Carnivora; Herpestidae. The transcript has a single exon. Gene Ontology annotation, biological process: G protein-coupled receptor signaling pathway.
CUUCGAUAUAGCACCAUCCUCACCAACAAGGUUGUUUCUGUGAUUGGUGUUGGUGUGUUGGUGAGGGCAUUUGUUACUGUUAUACCGGUUGUGUUUCUUAUUUUGCGACUGCCCUUCUGUGGGAAUCAUGUCAUUCCCCAUACCUACUGUGAACACAUGGGUCUGGCUCGUCUGUCUUGUGCCAGCAUCAAGAUCAAUAGUAUUUAUGGCUUAUGUGCAAUUUGUAAUCUAAUAUUCGACAUCAUAGCCAUUGCCCUUUCUUAUGUUCAGAUACUCUGUGCCGUUUUCCGUCUUCCUUCCCGGGAAGCCCGACUCAAGUCCCUCAGCACAUGUGGUUCUCAUGUUUGUGUAAUUCUUGCCUUCUAUACACCAGCCCUCUUUUCCUUUAUGACACAUCGCUUUGGCCAUAACGUCCCCCGCUAUAUCCACAUACUCCUGGCCAAUCUUUAUGUCGUAGUGCCGCCAAUGCUCAACCCCGUCAUUUAUGGCGUCAGAACCAAGCAGAUUUAUGACCUUGUGAAGAAAAUAAUAUUCCAAAAAUAA